Messenger RNA from Fukomys damarensis (Damara mole-rat), 1187 nucleotides. RefSeq names its product CD81 molecule (gene Cd81). The coding region runs from base 16 to 687 and encodes 223 amino acids. The transcript has 7 exons. Gene Ontology annotation, cellular component: membrane. The record is from RefSeq and is a predicted model, not a curated record. NCBI's taxonomy places the organism in Eukaryota, Metazoa, Chordata, Mammalia, Rodentia, Bathyergidae.
UGUUGUGGGCUACUCAUGACACUGUUCCUACUCUUUCCCCAGCUGGCUGGAGGAGUGAUCCUGGGCGUGGCCCUGUGGCUGCGCCAUGACCCACAGACCACCAGCCUGCUCUACUUGGAGCUAGGAAACAAGCCGGCACCCAAUACCUUCUAUGUGGGCAUCUACAUCCUCAUUGCUGUGGGGGCUGUGAUGAUGUUCGUCGGUUUUCUUGGCUGUUAUGGGGCCAUCCAGGAGUCCCAGUGUCUGCUUGGGACGUUCUUCACUUGCCUCGUGAUCCUCUUUGCCUGUGAGGUGGCUGCCGGCAUCUGGGGCUUCGUCAACAAGGACCAGAUUGCCAAGGAUGUGAAGCAGUUCUAUGACCAGGCUCUGCAACAGGCUGUGGUGGAUGAUGAAGCCAACAAUGCCAAGGCUGUGGUGAAGACUUUCCAUGAGACGCUCAACUGCUGUGGCUCCAACACACUGACUGCGCUGUCCACUUCGGUGUUGAAGAACAACCUGUGUCCCUCAGGCACCACCAUCAUAAAUACCUUAUGGAAGGAUGACUGCCACAAGAAGAUCGACGAACUCUUCUCCGGGAAGCUGUACCUCAUUGGCAUCGCAGCCAUAGUGGUUGCUGUCAUCAUGAUCUUUGAGAUGAUCCUGAGCAUGGUGCUGUGUUGUGGUAUCCGGAACAGCUCCGUGUACUGAGGCCCUGCAGUUCCAGCUGCUGGGAUCCCUGCAGUGCCCCCAGAGUGACCCCGAGGCUGCUGCAGGCAUUGCUGCCUGUGUAUAUAAUGUUUCCGGUAUUACUCUGCUACACUUAGCCUUUUUACCUUUGAGGUUUUGUUUUCAUUCUGAACUUUCCUAUUACUUUUUGGAGCUGGCGUCACUGGUAUGUGGCGUGUGUCGGGGUAGAGCUGGCCCAAGUUUUGGGGUGUCUCUGGGCCCUUUGUCAUCUCCCAGAGACCACUUGCCUGGAUGCUGGGCAUAGCCAAGCUGGGGGGCUAUGUCUGCCCACUCUUGGCCCAUUCUGUGGGCUGCAUGGCUCACCUUUUUAAUCCUUGUUCUUCUCCUGUCCCUAUUUUAAGAGCUGGGUCUGUGAGCACUCUUAUGCCUUCAAUGCACCUGUCCUUUCUAACAUGUCACCUUCAACUGUAAUUACAUCUUGAAACAGACAUUUAAUAAAGAAGGAAAAUCAGGCAUGCUAA